UACAGUUGGAAGAGAAAAAAUGAAAAAACUAUGAUAGAAAAUGUAAUAUUUAUUUGUCGCUACCAAAAAUCGUAAUUUUACAGUGUAAUAAGUGAAUGUUUUCAAAAAACAUAUGACUGCUGAGCAGGAUGACUAGAAAAUAUGUUUCACUUGAAAAUAUUAUGUUAUUUUUUAUUCUACGUUUAUUCAUUUAUUUAUUUUUUAUUUUGGACAGGCCGCUUUAGUGGCGAAAUCGUGUUUUUAACAGCGCAACAUCGGAUAUCUUUCACCGGGCCGUUAAAUAAUGUAUCGUGGCGUUUAUUGAGUGGCCUCAAGGCGACCAGUUGACAGCUGCAAGUAAACGUGCCGAUCACUUGUAAAUGCCAUGGUAUCAACCAAUCACAUCCGUCAAUGCUUACGGCGCAUGAAUAAAUAUACCUAUGAUAUUCCGUCAGAGCUUUCUUGUUUCCCAGGUUUCCAGGUCGUUUUCGAUUUAUACAGUCUUAACUUCGAGAUUCAUCGCUGAUUAUAAUUAUGAAUGAAAUCUUGCGUACUCAACAUGACUGUAUGUGAAAAGUGAUGAAGAUCCUACGCUAAUUUAGUCAAAGAUUCUGAUUCCUUGAUUUAUAUAACUAGUCUCACUCCAUUUACUGUAAGUUUACUAGCUAUAUGUUGAUUAGUUUUCUCUCUUUUAAUCUACGUAACGAACUUCGGACAAUUACCCGAGAGAGCCCCAUUGUUCCCGUGACAGCCCCGUGACGGUCAAGAAGGACAUGCCCGUGACAGCCUUCACAAGGUGCUCGUCCCGGGGUGCUCGUUUGACCGUCACGGGUUUUCCGCUAACAUCAUAUCGAUUCCCAUUGUUCUAGAAAUUUAUUUAUCCACCUACCCAAAAAACAAGUUCAAUUGCAGCUUGCUAAAUUUCAGUUUCGACAUUUCUUCAUUUCACUUUUGUUGAAUGCGCUUGAUUUAAAAUUCAAAUUGCCACAAGGAAAAAUAUUCCACGAUGUCAAGAUUAUUAUCGAAAAUGAAAAUUCUCGGAGUUGAGAUCCUGGUUUGAACCUUCGUCUUGGCAUUAUAAUUAACGGUUAAAUGCUGGUGAAGAAGAUUAUUACGGGCCACUGAAAUAGAAAUAUGGAUUCGUUUGGGAAAGAAGCUCUGGAAGCCCACAACAACUUUAGAAAAGCUCAUCAAGCUCCUCCACUCACAUGGUCCAGCGCCCUUGCACGAGACGCCGAGGCAUGGGCCAAGCAAAUUGCGCGCGAAGGCCGACUACGCCAUGACGACACGAAAGAUGGCGAAAAUGUUUUUAUGGUGUUUGGGCGGGAAAUUGACGGUAACGACGCUGUAAACAGCUGGUACAGCGAAGUGAAAGACUACAACUUUAGCAAAUCUGGUUACCAGUCGAACACCGGUCACUUCACACAAGUCGUUUGGAAAGGGAGCAAAGAGCUGGGAAUAGGCAGGGCUAAGAGUGCCGACGGGAAGGUGUUCGUGGUAGGCCGUUACAGGCCGGCGGGAAAUAACAUGAGGGCUUUUAAAGAAAAUGUCUUCCCGUCAAAGGACGGGCCAGUAAAAAUUCCCGAAAAGGAACAGUCUAAGAAAUGCUCCACACCUGUGCACCAGCGGCAGAAACACGAGGAACGACCUACUGGAGCUGGCGAGCAUCGUAGAGAGGAAACGGUGAGGAACUUAUAAUUAACAGUUAGACCCGUAGCCCGGCUUCGCCUCAUGGGCUAUUGACCCGUGGCCUUUGAGUGCGAAGGGUCUAAGGGUCUAAUCAGCAAAUGCAAGUUGAAGAAAUAUUUAUUUCGGAAU
Orbicella faveolata is the source of this 1797-nucleotide messenger RNA. RefSeq lists its product as uncharacterized. NCBI's taxonomy places the organism in Eukaryota, Metazoa, Cnidaria, Anthozoa, Scleractinia, Merulinidae. Gene Ontology annotation, cellular component: extracellular region. The record is from RefSeq and is a predicted model, not a curated record.